UUCAAAUCUCACCUUUGCUUUGCUUUUCAACUGUUGAAAUUCAACGGCCCUUUAUUCGCUCCGCAACUGCAACACAGGUAGCCGCAAGGCACCUAAACAGGGCCGCUUCGAAGCGACUGGCGCGCCAUUUUUUCGACCUGGUGGACGGCGGUUUCGAACGCGAUGCAGGGACCCCACUUUCCAACGCCGACAGUCGAUUGUUUCGUGAGUCGUGACGAUGUAGUGGAAGGUAACAGGUGUUCGAGACCGUAGUUUUGCCGAAUUUGUUGAUAAGUUUUUCCAACACUAACUUUUUUGAUUGGUGCAGUUUUUAGUGUAACCUGUGGAGUUAUUUAUGAUGUAAAUUUACUGUUUCCUAUGGUGCUGGUGUUUGUUGUUUGGAUAUACUACUCUUCUUAAUUUAGGUGUAACAAUAAUAGUGGAUCUGUUACGAUGUUACACAUUACAGAAGAUACACCAGUGGACAUGCUGACAGGGGCCAUGGACUUAACGGUGCAUCUACCAAACGGUAGAUCCGUCAAAAUGUCCGUGAAAAGAAGUACACCCAUGAUGGACCUCCUGAUGCAAAUCUCGACAAAAUACAACCUGCAACUAUCCGACCACACUUUGCAAGCCCUCAGCAUGGCCCCAUCUCCUGACAACAUAGACCGAUUGCUGCCCUUUAAGCCCAACACGCCUAUCGGGCUUAUCGACACUCAAAACAUUAAAGUGCUACCGAAGCCCAAAAUGGUAAAAAACAAAAUGGCGCCGCAACCUUUCGAAAGCACGUUCAGACUGAAGGUACAUUUGCCCAGAAAUCAGUUGUAUGUAACUAGGGUUAGUAAGUUUGUUCUUCUCGAAGAUAUUUUGAAGAAGGCUUGCUUGGAGAAGGCUUUGGAUCCUAAGAAGUAUGCCCUACAUCAUCCAGGUAAUCUAGACGAAGUUUUGGAUCCAAAAUUAACAUUAAACGAUUACCAAAUCACGGAGGUUUAUUUAGUGGCAAAAGGAACUGUCAAUUUAAACCAAGUAUUUUCUGCAAGCGACCUUAUGGUUCUUAGAAAAGAGGAGGAGAGAAAAAGAAUGCAAGCCAAAACUGGGGGUGGAGUGCUAAGUCUAAUUUUUGGAAAAAAACAAUCGGGUAUGGGUUCUGGUUCCUUAUCCAGCGAAAACCGAUCGAUAUCCCCCUCCCACAGCGACGACUCCCGAUCGGUUACCCCUCCAGCAAUCCCCAACCAAAUAAUCGCCCCGCAAAUCAAGGAGCCCGAGAAACCCAAACCGCCCCAACGAAAACGGCGCCCGGCUCCGAAACCUCCAACCGUCGCGAACGUAACGUCGGAAAGUCGAAAAAACAGCGAUGCCAAUCCUCCGAGCAGCGUCUCGGACAGCGUGGAAAUCAGGGAGGGUAAAUCUGACAACAGCCUCACGAUUUGUCACUCCAGAAACAGCAGUGACAGCUCUGGAUACCACGAGGCCUCGAUUUUGAGCGACAACUGCAACACCUCGUUGCCAAGGCGUCCUCAGUCGGCUUACGUUAGCAACAGGGUUGCCGACAGUUUGUCCAAAAUGCGGCAUUCUAUGAGUCACAGUCGAAAAAAGAAAGCAGCCCCUCCACCUCCACCAUCUUUGAAAUCAUCCGCUUCUGUAACGAACCUUGUAGCCCCUAGUCCUGUAGUAGCUAGUCAAAAUACAGGUAAGUUCACCCAUUUUUUCCAACGAUCUCUGUCUUGUACCUUUGCGCAACAUAACACGAAAAAACCUCCAAAACCAGGAACAAAUGCAAACAACAAAAGUAUUUACAGUAGUUUCAUACGCGGUCUAGAUUUUUUUAAAUCGCAAUCAAGAAAAAAUAGUUUGGUUUUGGGAAAAAAAACUUUAACUUUGGGGCAGAUUUAUAAAGAAAAUACGAUCCUUAAGGAUAGUGUCGAUACUGAUGAUAGUGGUUCGGUAUGUAGCAUUAAGUUUGUACCUAAAACUGAUCGCGAAAUUAUUAAUCAUCCCGAAAUAACACAAAAAUGUCUUGAUGUAGCUCCUGUUGAAGCUGAUAAAAAACCUAAGUUAUUUUUAAAAAAUGGACACAAACCUGUUGUUGAACUGGGUAAACAAUUUAAACCAGAAGCAUUCUCUAAAAACAUAGCUAUUAAUAAUAACUCAAAUUUAGAAAAAAUACCAAUUAGCAAUAUAACAAUUCAUUCUUCAACAAAGUUUUCUGAAAACGAAGACUGUUGUAAACAAUUAAAGAAUACAAACAAUAUUGACGAUGAAGAUGAAGAUGUCCUUGAUACAACAAAUGAUGACGUAGUGUAUUCAGAUUCCGACGAACUUGGUAUAGAAGGUCCUGACUUUAGACCCCCCGUAGUGGAAGCUUACGGUUUAAAAAGAAAUAACAGCAAACGGAAAUUCGGCAGUUCCCGAAAGUUACCAUGUAGAAAAGAAUCACCAACAAAUACACUACAUAAAAUUUACAAUAAAAGCGUAUUUCUUAAGAAUGCUUCUGAUGAAAAUUGGAAUCAGUUCAUAUCAAAAUUGGAUAACAUUAUGGAAACGUCCCAAGAAGCACAGGUUUUAGUUAAUCCCAAACCUUUGCCAAGAAAAAAAUUCAUUCAGUCUGCAAAAGAUGAAGAACUAAACAAAAUCGAAGAAGAACCCAGCAAAACCAAAAAUAAUGAUGAAAUUACCGAAGAUGAAAUUAGAAAGAUAGAGAAAGAAGAGCAAGUAGUAUUAAGAAGAAAGCCUAAAGAAGAUUAUAGGGUUGUCAACUAUAAAAGUGUAGUUGAUGCUUUAAAAGAUUUUAAUGAGAAUAAUAAAAGAAUAUUCACGAUUGAUGACAAUGAUAAAAAAGAACUACAAAUAGAAGAUGAUAAUGAAAGUUUACAAAGUAAUAGCCUAGUUGAAAUAAAAGGAUAUAAAAACGAUAAUGAUUACAACCAACUAAUUAUUCAAAAUGAACAACCCGAUGAAGAAAAUAGACACUUUAAACUGGGCAAAAUGGAUGACAAAGCAAAACUCAAAGUCUCAAAAUCGCUUCCAAAUAUUGUAAGCGUCAAUGAAGACGUCAAGCCACCUGAAAUUGUGGGUAUGAUACCAAAACAAAGACCGAAAUGGAACACAAAGUUCGACACCUUCGGCAGAAAAACUUGCUACAAAAUAGGCAUGUCCUUGGUAGAUGAAGAUUCAUCAAGUAUGGAGUCAGGAAGAGCUUCUGUUUCUUCAGCCAUGGCUAAAUUUAAUUAUGAUGAUGAGAUUGACGAUUACAACGACAAUUUAUUCGAAAGGUCAGCUGCAAGAGAAUCCGAAGGAUCUAAAAUGUUUAGUCAACUCUACGGAAUGCACAGUCAUGAGGUAGUCGAAGAAAACGAUAUGAAGAAAUGGAAUAAUUGCGAGGAUUUGGAUAAUAUAUCGCAAAAUUCGAUUUUUGAUGCACGCAAUAUUUUGGUGAACGGUGACUCACUAACAUCCAACAAUUUCCAAACACCGCUAGAUAGCUUAGCAUCCCAUCUUACGCACUCGGAAGACAUUUGCACAAAAACAGAAGAACCGGAACCGGAUACAUCCAGAACUCCGCCGGAACUUCCAGCGAACCCGCCUCCGAAAAUACUUCUUCAAAAGAAAGAAGUUAAAAAAGAGGUGGUGGAAGAAGCAAAGUCUGAACCUGAGGAGAUUAAAGUUGAGGUGCUCAAACCUGAAGUAGAAGUUGUUUCUGAGGAUACUGUAGAUAAAGUUAACGAGACUGAAGAACCAAAAGAAGUUGACUGGCAAUAUCAACUACCCCCUCCACCGGAAGGAUUUAGAGAUGCUUCUAGUAUAGCAGACGCGACGAUUAACGACGCAACGAUACCCGAUUCAGUUGUAACAUCACCCGAAUUAUUCGAAAAACUUAAAGCGGUUGAAGAUACCCAAUCAGAACCCGCUACUGUCGCCAGUAGUACGAUAAGUGAAGAUGAAAACCCACUUCUGAACAACCUAUCGCUGGAAAAUUUGGAAAAGAGAAAAUCUUUGGUGUACAAUAGAGAGUUGGCGACCAGUCUUAAAAUGACUGAUGGACCGGAGACUUUCACAACUUCUUUAAAUAAAUUUGAGUCUACCUAUGAGGAAAUAAAACGGUCUAGUCUCACUACAACUGAACCAAAGCAAUUGGUCACUGUUAAAAGAUCUACCAGCACUUUACCCAACUUCAAAAUAACCCCCUACAACAACCCCAAGAAAAACAUUACAGUCUUCGAGGACGACACCAUAAGAAGCAAUACUUACAUAAAAAACAACGUGACAGCUAAAAAAGAAACAAACCUUAGCAAAUCUUACGUGGGAAGAUCGAUGGAAAACAUCUCUUUCAGGAAAAACAGCUGGGAAAACCAAUCGGAUGACGACAAAUCAAGAGAUACCAACUAUAACGUUUACAGACCCAACCAAAACAUGAAAUUCAAAAAUGCCCUUGCAAACUCUCUAAUGUAUAGAUCGGAAUCGUUUUCCUCUGAUAACCACGGACCAAUCAAGCCGGUGUCCAGAUCCAAAAGCACAUUGACUCUAAAUAAAUAUAAAGAGGACAAAAAGGAGUGUACAAGUUUGGAAAAUAGGAGCAACAGUCUUCUGGACGUCUCGGGUCUUCAAAGUUUGGAGGUAAUGAAAUCCAUCCAAAAUCGUCUAAAUACCUCGGUGGAAAACAUCAAUAAACAAGAAACAUCACAACUGAAAUCAGUAAAACCUGAGGAAAUUCAACCGGAACAACCGAAAGUCUACCACUACAGAAGCCCUCCUUCAAUAAAUUUAGGGACUUGGAGUGAACGCCCUAAAGCCCCAAUUAGCGUCAAAGAAGACGUUGAUUAUAACGUAUCAUCAAAACUAAUAGUUAACACAACGAAUAACAACAUUACCAGCAACAAUAGUAUAGAGGUGAAUAAUAAACCCAACUCAACAUACAGCAACAAUGGAAGCGUUAAUGUUAGGGUGGGAGGAUACCAACCAAGCGAACCAAAACAUGUUACGAUAAAAGUUAACGGCACCGAACCCAUAUCAACUGAGAAAUCCGGUAACGUCGUAAUCAAGAUUGGAAGUUGUAAGCCUUUGGAAAAUCAAAAAUUUGUCAGUUAUAGAAAACCGUUGGGCAAUAUAAAUAAAAUCCAAACUCAACGACCACAUUCCAUUGCGUUUGAUGAUUUAUCCCACGUUCCUGUGGUGAGGUCUGUAGAGCUGAAGAAGCCUUACAAAGACAUGACUUCCAUAACUCAAAUCAACCAAGUAAAUGAACCCAAACCUGUAUCCAGAGUUAACAGCUUUACUCCAGUUGUAAGAGGAUUCAAGAGGCCAGAAAAUAUGAACACACCCAGAAACAGGCUGUCUUGGAACCCACCAAACCCAAAUAUCUUCGACUUGAACAAACCUAAAGAUUACGAAUCCUACUCAACCAACAAAGACGUACCCUUCUCACAAUCCAACCUAAGGCGAACAGACUCAAAGAAAAUAUUAAAUUCAGACGCCAAAACAAACCUAAACAACCAGAAAAACAGCAGUUACAAUUCUCUAAUUCAAAAGAAACCUGAAGUGAUGCAAACUCCCCCACCACCACCACCUAGUUUGCCUAAAUUUGAGGUAAAAAAACCGAGGCCUAGACAAAUUGAACCAAAAGAGGACCCCAGGGAUCUCCUAUUGGAUUCCAUCAGAAAUUUCGGGGGCAAAAAAGGUCUGAAAUCUAUCAAAGGUUAACUCCUUUACUUACUACGCUUUUUCUUUGUAAAUAGAGUGUUAUAGUCAUCAUAUAAUAUAUUUAAAGCUCAAUCAUAGUGAAUUUUCUGGUAUUAUUUAUAUUAUUAUUAUUAAAAAUAUUAAUUAUUUACUAUUCUUGUACAUUGUCCUUAACGUAAUACUAUGCAUUAUUAUCGAAUUGUAUAUUAUUGAUAAAAAUAUAUAGGGACCAAAGGUUUUGUGGAUUAUUAUUUAUUUUCGUAUAUAUACUCACUAGUACUAUGUAUAAAAUAAUAAAUUAUAUUGUUUAAACA
Molecule: messenger RNA, 5969 nt
Organism: Brassicogethes aeneus
Lineage: Eukaryota; Metazoa; Arthropoda; Insecta; Coleoptera; Nitidulidae
Source: the annotation of a GenBank genome assembly